Molecule: messenger RNA, 1665 nt
Organism: Schistocerca cancellata (South American locust)
Lineage: Eukaryota; Metazoa; Arthropoda; Insecta; Orthoptera; Acrididae
Gene: kin17
Product: DNA/RNA-binding protein KIN17
Exons: 2
Coding region: 275-1477 (400 amino acids)
Biological process (GO): DNA damage response; DNA replication
Cellular component (GO): nucleus
Molecular function (GO): double-stranded DNA binding
Source: RefSeq, a predicted model, not a curated record
GUGAAAUUGCCCAUUUGCCGACGUUUUGGGGAAGUUGUGAGAUCUUUGGAUGUUGAUGAAAUACACAAUUUUAUGUAACCUGUGGUGUGCGGGAAGUACUUUUGGUGUUUGUUGUUUGUGUGACGUACUUGACAUUUUUAUUUUCUCUCCUAUCUAGUAUGUGCGAUGUCCUCUGCAUUGCUACGUAAAAGCCUUCGUUUGUUUGAAGACGAUUUGACAGAUAAAGUUACCAUUUAUCUUCAGUCAUCCAUCGUGUGACACAUUGGAUUAGACAAUGGGAAAACAUGAAGUUGGCACACCUAAAUACAUUGCCAAUAAAAUUAAGGCAAAAGGCUUACAGAAGCUCCGCUGGUACUGUCAGAUGUGUCAGAAGCAGUGCAGAGACGAGAAUGGUUUCAAGUGUCACAUGAUGUCAGAGUCUCACCAGCGACAGCUGCUGCUUUUUGCUGACAAUGCUGACAAAUACAUUGAUGAAUUUUCGAAAGAGUUCUGUGAUGGUUACUUAGAAUUACUGAAACGACAGUUUGGAACAAAGCGUGUUCAUGCAAAUCGUGUGUACCAGGACUACAUUUCCGAACGUCAUCAUCUUCACAUGAACUCUACUCAGUGGGAAACACUUACAGAUUUUGUGAAGUGGUUAGGGCGUGAAGGCAAAUGUGUUGUGGAUGAAACUGAGAAAGGCUGGUAUGUGCAGUAUAUUGAUAGAGACCCAGAAACUAUUGCCCUGCAAGAAGCAAUGAUGAAAAAGGAAAAAAUGGAUAAAGAUGAUCAAGAAAAAAUGAUGGAAUUUUUGCAGAAGCAAAUUGAAAGAGGAAGAGACUGUUCAAAGCCAGUAUCCAGUACCUAUACAGAAUUUGUCCGACAAAAUGAGGAAGAGAAAUUGAAAUUAAAUCUGAACCUCAUUAACUUGAAGAAGAAAGAUGAUGUUAAAACUGAAUUUAAAAUGCCACUUUUACCAGGAAACAUCGCAGGGUCUGAACAAAGUAAAAAGAGAUCUCUUAAUGAUACUGCUAGUGAAUCUGAGAAAAAAAAGGUAAUGAAAGAAAAAGCCAAAGCAUCUGCAUUGGAUGCUAUCAUUAAUGAAGAGGAGGCAAAAAAGGAAAAGCUCAACCGGAAGGAUUAUUGGUUGACGAAAGACAUUGUAGUCAAAAUUAUUACAAAAUCUCUAGGUGACAAAUAUUACAAGAAAAAGGGAGUAAUUGUAGAAGUUAUUGACAAGUAUGUGGCUGUUGUUUCUGUGUUUGAAACAGGGCACAAGCUUAAAUUAGACCAAGCACAUUUAGAAACUGUUAUUCCUGCUGUUGGUCGUAAAGUGAAAGUUGUGAAUGGUGCAUAUAGAGGUUGUGAGGCAGUUUUGAAACAUCUUGACGAGAAAAAUUUUUGUGUUAGUGUUGAAGUGGCAUCUGGUCCAUUGAAAGGUCGAAUUGUGGAGGGAGUUCAGUAUGAAGAUAUAAGCAAAAUUCAUGUACCAUCUUAACCUAACCCGCAUAUUACUCUGUGACCAUAAUGUAAGCUGUCAUAAUUGUCUGUAGAAAUGAUAUAUUUUGUCUAUGUUGAUGUAUAAAACAUUAUUUUGCAUAUAAUUUAGGAAAUGAAAACACUGAUUGUAUAAGACAGAAGAGAAAUAUAUCUUUAUUCACCAUUGAAAAUUAAUUGUGGUUUAUG